CUCCAUAAGCGAAAGCUAUAAAUACCAGAAGAGGCUCAAUCGGUUGUCUUAGUUGAUCAUAUUCGAAGUUCUGAGUUCUUGUUGCCGAUUCACAUAAUCUGCUAAGAAUCUUCCCUUUUCGUCGAGAGAUUACUCGCACUGAGAGGUAAAUUUCUAGGGUUUCUGUUCAAUCCGGCGCUGUUGAUUCGUGAUCGGAUUCAGUCUUUUUUCAACAACGGCGAUUCGUUCGAAGAUUGUGGGAUAAAAUCCCGGUUCGAAUUUCUCCGAUCGUCUCGUAAUUUUCGCCGUUUGGUGUUGAUCUGAGUUGUAAUUAACCGAAUCGAUGGGUCUAGACAUGUACGGCAGAAGCACGCUUGUCUACCACAGACUCCGGGGACACACAGCGCCAUCGGACUCGACGCAGAAGGUCUGUUUCCACUGGAGAGCCGGCAGGUGCAAUCGCUUCCCGUGUCCUUUCCUACACAGAGAAUUGCCAGGACCGGGUCAAGCCACAGCGUCGUCGUCGAACAACCGAGUCGCCGACGAGUCCGGGUUCGCGGGUCCGAGUUACCGGAGAGGACCUGGGUUCAACGGGAACGGCAAUUCAUGGAGGAGAUUUGGCGGCAGCAGGACGGUGACGAAGACGGAGAAAGUUUGCCGUUUCUGGGUUCAAGGGAAUUGCCAGUAUGGAGACAAGUGCAGAUACUUGCACUGCUGGAGCAUGGGAGAUAGUUUUUCUUUGUUGACUCAACUCGGCGGCCAUCAGAAGCUUGUUAGUUCGAUCGCUCUGCCAUCAGGAUCAGAUAAACUUUACACGGCCAGCCAAGAUGAGACUUUGAGGAUCUGGGAUUGUGCUUCUGGACAGUGUACCAGUGUUUUUAAUCUUGGCGGUGAAGUUGGCUGCAUGAUUAGUGAGGGACCGUGGCUAUUGGUUGGCAUGCCAAAUCUUGUUAAGGCGUGGAAUGUUCAAAACAAUGCAGAACAUACCCUAACUGGACCUGUUGGCCAAGUGUACUCACUGAUCGCGGCUAAUGAUCUACUGUUUGCCGGCACAGAGGAUGGUUCUAUUCUGGUUUGGAGAUUUAAUGGCGCCACUGGUUCUUUUGAUCCUGCUGCUUCACUCAAGGGCCACACACGUGCAGUUGUUUCAUUAUGUGUUGGAAAGAACAGAAUUUAUUCGGGUUCCAUGGACAAUUCUAUAAAAGUAUGGAGCCUCGACAAUCUGCAGUGUAUACAAACACUCACAGAGCAUGAAUCUGUUGUCACGUCCCUCAUCUGCUGGGAUCAGUUUCUUCUGUCUUGUUCAUUGGACAACACAGUCAAGAUUUGGGUUGCUACCGAAGGUGGGAACUUGGAAGUGACAUACACUCACAAGGAAGAACAUGGUGUUGUAGCUCUAAGUGGCAUGCAUGAUGCAGAAGCCAAGCCGGUGUUGAUGUGCUCGUGCAACGACAAUUCGUUGCGCCUCUAUGACUUGCCAUCAUUUGCUGAGAGGGGCAAGAUUUUCGCAAAAGAAGAGAUAAGAUCGAUCGAGAUAGGUCCCGGAGGCUUAUUCUUCACCGGUGAUGGAAGUGGUCAAGUUAAGGUGUGGAAGUGGAACACCGAACCAGCUGCCGCUUCCUCCUCUUGAGCAAAAGACUUUGUUCUCUGUCUCUUUUGGGGAUUUGGGUAUCAGAAGAAGGGCAUUUUUUUCCUUGUUUCUGUAUUCUGAGCUCCUCGGCAUUAAUGAGGAGGAUCUGCCCUGUAACUCUCAUUCAUUUGCUUGAGACAAUUGUAAACAUAUAGUCUUUUGAAGAUACAGAGAGAAUUUAUGUAUCAUUAUGAAUAGAUGAGUCAGAUUUUGAAUGGUCUGGUCUGAUGAUGAUGAUGAUUGUUUGGGACAU
Messenger RNA from Tarenaya hassleriana, 1862 nucleotides. Its product is annotated as zinc finger CCCH domain-containing protein 48-like. The transcript has 9 exons. The coding region runs from base 323 to 1609 and encodes 428 amino acids. The record is from RefSeq and is a predicted model, not a curated record. Gene Ontology annotation, molecular function: metal ion binding; protein binding. Lineage: Eukaryota; Viridiplantae; Streptophyta; Magnoliopsida; Brassicales; Cleomaceae.